Molecule: messenger RNA, 1594 nt
Organism: Trifolium pratense (red clover)
Lineage: Eukaryota; Viridiplantae; Streptophyta; Magnoliopsida; Fabales; Fabaceae
Product: F-box/kelch-repeat protein At3g06240-like
Exons: 1
Coding region: 216-1385 (389 amino acids)
Molecular function (GO): protein binding
Source: RefSeq, a predicted model, not a curated record
GGUACAACAAAAUUGUCCAGUCCAGUCCCCUAUCUUUUAGCAAAUCAAACACACUCAUAGGAAGAAUACUCAACAAUGAUCUUGUGAAGAGUACGAGAGAAGAUUUAUUAAAUGAUUAAGCUCUACUAUAUAUAUCAUCAUCAUCUUAAUCAAGUGAAGCAAAACAAAGAGAAACAGAGAAAGAAAACCAAUCACAGAGAAGAAAGGCACAUAACAUGAUGGAUACGAGGAACACACAACCUUAUUUGCCUCAUGAAUUGAUCAUCCUAAUCCUGCUCAGGUUACCGGUGAAGUCUCUUUUGCGUUUCAAAAGCGUUUGUAAGUUAUGGUUUUCUCUUAUCUCUGAUACUCAUUUUGCAAAUUCACACUUUCAACUUUCCUUAGAAACGCACACUCGUAGAAUUCUGCUCAUGCCAACUUCACCUCCUCGUGAAUCUCGAUCUAUAGAUUUUGAAGCAGCAUCAUCACUUGACGAUGAUAGUGCUUCUGCUUCGCUGAACCCUAAUAAUUUUAUGCCUUUUGAAUCUUAUUAUCGUAUUGAAAUUAUAGGUUCAUGUAGAGGCUUUAUACUUUUUCACUGUUACAGUGAACGGGGUCAGGACUGGAUUUAUGAUAUCUACAUAUGGAAUCCAUCUACUGGAUUUCACAAAAAAUUACCUUUGUCUCCUUUUACUUCCAAUUUAGGUAAAGAUGACAAAUUUUUCUAUGGUUUUGGGUAUGACCAGUCAUCAGAUGAUUACUUGCUUGUUACAAUGUCAUAUAACGAAGUUAACUAUGAUCCGCUGAUGCCACAACACUUGGAGUUUUUCUCAUUGAGAGCUAACAAAUGGAAAGAAAUCGAUGGUACCCAAUUCAUUUAUAGUUAUAUCAAGGACAAUGAACAGCCCGCACCAGGAUUUCUCUUUAAUGGGGCUAUUCAUUGGUUUGUUUAUUGUCAAGAUUUACAAAAGUAUGUUAUUGUUGCCUUCAAUUUAAUGGAAAAGAAACUUUUUAAUAUGCAUUUGCCAGAUGGUUUUGGCCGUCAUGAACCUGAGGAUUUUGGUUUGUGGGUAUUUGGAAAAUUUCUCAGUAUCUGGGUGCAGUAUUUUGAUGAUGGUGAGUACGAUGAAAAUUAUAAUCGAAUAGUUGAGAUAUGGGUGAUGAAAGAAUACAAAGUGGAUUCGUCUUGGACAAAGACUCUUGUUAUUCCUUUUGAUCACUAUUCCCCAAUAUGUUCUACAAAAACUGGUGAUAUUAUUAGUGCAAAUGGUCUUACUGAAUUGGCGAAGUAUAAUGACCAAGGACAGUUGCUAGAGCAUCACUCAUAUUUUGAUGAUCGACAUGGAUGCGAAGUGGCUUUGUAUUUAGAAUCUUUGCUUUCACUCCCUGACAACGAACAAGCUUAAGAAGAGGACUCAAACAAGAAGUAUGACGUUGUGAAAUAUUAGCCUUCGCGUUUUUCUUGAUAUUUAUAAGUAUAUUGUAUUGUGUGUUUUACUGCUUUUGUAACAUGAGCUGUGUAAGCUGAUCCAAUGUGUCAUAAAGCAUAUAUUGUUUAACUAUUUGUAUUAUGCUUAUUGGAAAUAUUGACAACUUUAAUUGUUUGUGCCAUUCA